AGCCCAGUUGGGAGGGCCCAUCCUUGGCCUUGCGCCACCCCGUCCGGCUCGGCCGGUCCAGUUGGCGUGCCAUGCUGGAGCCACCCAGCGCCGGCGCCGCAGAGGGCAGAGACAGCGUGGUGGACGUGGACCUGCCGCGGCCCUCCCGCGCCGAGCGGCUGAAGACAGUCUUCGCGCCGCCGCCGCUCAGAAAGUGACGGAAAGGCGGAAGCAAUCCGGCGGGAAGCUGGGAGUGGAUGUGAGCUGAGGGCGAUGGUUUUUUUCUGUGGCUCUGGUGCGGGGGACGGGCGGGCGACCAAGGACCGAGGAUUCCUCGGAGAAGAAGAGACCAAAUGGUGCGCUGAAGGAACUAUUCUCUGACUUCUUGGAGUGGGUGGUGCAUCCCUACGAUGUGGAUGUAGAGGAAGGCGACAGCGAUGAGGAGACGCCUCAGAAGCAAGCAGAAGAAGAGAAGGAGGUGGUGAAGAAGACCAUGCGCGAGAAGUUGCAGGCCGUCGUGGCGUCCAACGGCUUCGAGGCCGCCAGCUGUCUGCUCAUCGUGGUGAACAUGGGCUUCAUUGGCACUCAGGCCAACUGCGGGCAGGGCUCGAGCUGCUCCGCCACGCUCUUGUCCCUCAUCAGCACCUUUGAUGAGCUCUUCACGGCCCUGUUCCUUGUGGAGUGGUGUUUGCGAGUGGCCGCCUUCGGGCGGAGCUACUUCCAAGCCAUGGCGAACUGGAUGGACACCUUCGUGGUGUGGAUCGUGGGGGUCUUCCUCUUGUGGGUCGCGCCGAUCAUCUUCGGCAGGGAGGGCCUUGCGGCCUUUCAGGCCGUGCGGGCCAUCCGAGCCAUGCGAUCCCUGAGAUCCUUCCGGGUGCUGCGGCGCUUCCAGAGCUUCCGCAUGCUGCUCACCGGGGUGCUGGGCACCAUCUUCACGCUGGGGGCCUGCGUCCUCAUGCUAACGAUUACAGACCUGACCUUCGGCAUCCUCGCAGUGGAUGUGAUAGGGCGCGACUCGGAGUGGGGCCUGGCGCCUGCUGGCACAGCGGCCUGGUACUUCCAGAAUGGCGUCAUCCAGGCCAGCCUCACUAUGUCCCGCUUCAUCUUCAGCGACAAUGCCGUGGACAUGAUCGAGGAGCUGCAGGAGAAGCAGCCGCAGAUUUGGAUCUUUUGCUUCCUUUUCAUGGCCAUCGCCGCCUAUGUGAUCCUGAACCUCGUGACCGCCGUGAUUUGCGACAAGGCCCAGGCGAUCGUGAACGAGAACGAGGCAGAGAAGCUCUUCGAGCUGCGCAUGCAGGAGAAGAGGAACAUGAAAGACCUCAAGCGAGUCUUCGAGGUGUUGGACGAGGACGGCAGCGGCCAGGUGACCACCGAGGAGUUCGAUGCCGCCUUCGAGAUCCGCGAGUGCCGGGACAAGUUCUUCCUGCUUGGCUUUGAGGAGGAGGAGAUGAAGCAGCUCUUCCGGGUCCUGGACGACGACGGCCAAGGGGAGCUCAGCGUGGAGGAGUUUCUGAAGGGAAUGGCGCAAGUACAAGGAGACUGUGACUCGAGGUCAAUGCUCGUCGCCACGAAAUCGCUGGAGAAGGUUUGUCUAGGCUUCGACAAGGCCUUCAGCCGCCGGGGUGGCAAGCUGUCGGUCUUGGAUGCGGACCUGACCCCGCAGAGUGACAGCGAGCUGCUGACGGACAUCGAAAACAUCGCAGUUAAGCGCUUGGACAAGAUUGACGAGUUCAUCAAGAACAUGUCUUACAAAGCUGAUCUAUUUGAAAAGCAGCUGGCGACCAUUGAGAGCCUCCGCGCCGCUGGCAAAGCCACGGAAGAGGAGGCACAGGAUGAAGAGGAAGAGGGGGAGUGAAGGUCGAUACUUGCAAUAAAUCGGAGGUCGAGGACAUGCACUGCCACCCUCAUUUACUUUCCACAUGCCUGGAUGCCGAUCUUAGAUGUGUAGGAUUCUGGCUAGCGGCUGGCAGAAGAUCCUAUGUGCAGGAAGCGCCCGCGCGCGUUGAGCGCAACAUCCCUGGUUUUUUCACCGGGAUUUUAUGCGGUUUCCGUGCUUGGGCUUUCGCCAGGGAGCUUAUUUAAGGCCAGCAUGGCGCACUGUCAUGUGGCUUGAGUCAGCAGAGGCAA
Molecule: messenger RNA, 2106 nt
Organism: Effrenium voratum
Lineage: Eukaryota; Dinophyceae; Suessiales; Symbiodiniaceae
Source: the annotation of a GenBank genome assembly